Galendromus occidentalis (western predatory mite) is the source of this 6924-nucleotide messenger RNA. Its product is annotated as chondroitin sulfate proteoglycan 4-like protein. Lineage: Eukaryota; Metazoa; Arthropoda; Arachnida; Mesostigmata; Phytoseiidae. The transcript is spliced from 22 exons. The record is from RefSeq and is a predicted model, not a curated record. Gene Ontology annotation, biological process: anatomical structure morphogenesis. The coding region runs from base 1 to 6924 and encodes 2307 amino acids.
AUGCCUCAUUUUGUUUCGACUUUCAAGACCGGGAGCAGCGGAGAAGAUCUUCAGCGGUGCGAAGAUUCGGCAUUCUACGGAAGCAGCUUCGCAUCGCUCGUACUGCAGGACUCGAGCUCGGGCUCUGGAGUUGACACGAGGUUCCGCUUCAAAACACGCAGCGAGGACGCACUUCUCCUCCUGGCCGCCAGCGGAGCUGACUACUGUAUCAUAGAACUCAAACGCGGGACUCUAAAGGUUCGGCUGAAACUCGCGAGCAUCUCCAAGGAAUUCAGUCUAGGCGGUCAGGAGAAAAUCAGUGAUCUCCGAUGGCAUGAAGUGAUGGUGUUCUAUAAGUCCGGGCACAACGUGAGCAUGGCUCUGGAUCAGCAAUACACAACGCAUCAUCUGCCAAUCGCGAACGGGGCUUUAUCAUCUUUGGAUCAUCCUGGACAAAAAACUACAAUUUAUGUCGGGAGCCUCGGCGGAUAUGCGGGACCUCUGUCCACCGGAAGACCCCCCAAUUUCCGGGGCUGUCUCGAAUCUCUCUAUUACAACAACAUCAACGUUUUCCACAGGGUCCAAGCGAACAAGAAAACUGGUGGUGGAGUGUUGUAUGAACUCGAAUUUGAGCACCGAUGUCCCACGCUCUUUGAAGCCUCCAAUACGGACGCCAUUUCGUUCACGGACGCCCAGCAAUCAUUCAUCGCGCUGCCUACCUUGCCGGAUUGUUCCCGAGGACUCCAGUUGAACAUGCAGUUCCAAAGCAGCACGUCACGGGGCCUGUUGGCUUACCAAUCGGGCCGUCGAAGCGUCUUGGCACUCGAGCUCGACGACGGACGGGUGAAUCUUCUUUUCAAAUUCGGUGGGGAACUGCACACUUUGACAAGUCCUCACAGAGUCACCGACGCUCACUGGCACAAACUGCAAGUGGAACUGCAAGCGAACGGAAGUGUUGUCUUCUACGUUGACACGAACAAAAUCACUUGGGAUGCCAACAGCACACGUUCAGCUCAGACUCUCAAUGAGGACUGCAACUUCGACACUCACUUCUACGUGGGGGGUGUUGACGCCAAAAAUCGGGCUCGCGCACAAGCACAAGGGGUCAAACCGUUCCAGUACUCUCUCGCCGGUUGUGUCCACUACAUGAGGUUGAAUAGCAAGCCUGUCGGUUUAGAAGACGCGCUGGUGACGAAAGCGGUCUCCAAGGACUGUGUUUGGAAGUAUCCGUGCCUGAAAGAACCGUGUCUCUCGGAAGCCGAUUGCUUACAGGUCGGGAUCGACAGCUUCCAGUGCGUCUGCGAUAAGAAGAUCUGCACGAAGAAAAGUUUCACCGCCAACUACAAGGAAACUUACGCCACGAGCGCCGACGAGGAGUCUCCCGGCGAAAACGUGCUUGCCGUAACCCCAGUGGUGGUUCACGACGGCGGAGUCGAACACCUCAGUCCAGACCACAUCCAGCUUCUGGUAGACCUGCCGAAGUUGGGCUUGCGUCCAGGCGACAUACACUUCACCGUUCUCGUGGGCCCGAACCAUGGCAUGCUCUCCAACGAGCGGGUCAAAACCGCAAGCGAAAUAACUACGUUUACCUACAGGGAUGUCACGCGUUACAGAGUUGUGUACACCCACGAUGGAAGUGAGACCGCGAACGAUACAUUGGUUCUUGAGAUGAGCGUGGAGCCAUCCACAUUGCUGUUGCAGAGGCUGCCGAAAGCCUUGGCGGAAAAAAUGCAAUUCAUGCUGCACAUCGCAAUCCUGACACCUCAGAAUUCACCUAGCAGUCACAACUACGAUUAUCAGGCGAGCUUGAAUCUAGCUCGUCUCACGAAGAAAGUGAUAACCAAUGAACUCCUGAAAGUGGACGACGUGCAAUUUGUCGACGAGACUGCGGCCAAGUUCAUGGUGCAUAUCGAGGAUCCGGAGGGAACGGGAUUCGUGGACAACUUCAAGAAUCCGGGUCAAGCGAUCGAGAGUUUCACUUUCCAAGAAAUGAAACAAGGCGUCAUCUGGUUUAAUCACCGAGGCAACUCGACAUCGACAUCCUUUGGACUGACCUACACCUCACCGGCUCAAACCAAAGAGCUGCUUAUCAAUGUUCAGACUUUUCCUCUGGAAAUCCGAAUGGUCAACAAUACGGGCGUGAGGGCCUCGUACGUCACGCCGACGAUCAUGACCAAUCAGAUGUUGGCAUUCGUCACCAACGCACCGGAACAAGGUCUCGAUAUUCGUUUCGACAUGGUGAACCUUCCGCAAUACGGCACAAUCCAACGACUGAAAAACAAUUCGGUUUGGACGAACACGAGCCACUUCUCACAGCGACAGUUGACCCGCCACAAGGUACGGUACGUGCCGAAUCCUCGAGCCGCUCGGGAUCAACCGCUCGAGGACAUCAUAGGCUUCGUCGUGUCCUGCGAGAAGGCCAAACUGUCUACGCAAUACGCAUUCAAACUCUACUUCACCACCGAUAGGAUUUUCGUCACGACGAACAACACGAGAAUCAUUCACGAUACCAAGCAAAUCACCCUGACCGAAAAAGAUCUCAAAUACGUCGAUGGUGCUGAAGCGAGAAUAACCUAUACGCUAACGGCCACUCCGAAGCUCGGUAGACUCCUGCUCAACGGAGUGGUUCUGACGGUCGGCUCGAACUUCACCCAGCGUCACCUCGCACAAAGAAAUCUCGUAUACCGUCCCUCAAAGUCGGUGAUUUUUUUCGAAGACACUUUCAAGUUCAACGUGUACUCCAGCGGCUCGUCCUCGAACCUUCUAGGACAAGCGUUCACCCUCCGGUCAGCCAACAGUGAUUCGCUGAUUGUGGCCAACAUGAGGGUUCCUGAAGGAGAACGUCUCGCGCUCAAACUCGCAAAGCCGGCUCACAAAAAUAAAUACUCGGUCAAGAUCUCCGGCCAUCCGAAGCACGGCAGCAUCGAGCGAUCGGAGGGCGGCGCAUUCCGCGCUGUUCUCGAAUUCCCCACCGACGAUGUGGGUAACGGACAAAUCUUUUACAAGCACGACGACAGCGAAUCGAUGCAUGACAAAGUUAUCUACGAGCUGUACAAGGACAAGGCUUCCGAAGCUUUCCAGAAGGGAGAGAUAAACAUCGACAUUUCCCUCAAGAACGACAACCCGCCCAAACGAACACAGGAGCAAGUAUUCCAUAUUGCUUACCAAGCAGAAAAAAUUCUCUCGAAUAUCUAUCUGAGGUACGAAGAUGCUGACACCGACACCGAUCCGAGCAAAAUUUCCAUCAGUCGCAAAGAGAUUCCGAACGCGAUGCUCGUCAGAAAUGACGACAGCAGAAAAGAGGUUCAGCAGUUCACGCAGAAAGACAUCGACGACGAGAUGAUAUUAAUCCGACACACCGGAGGAGAUUACGGUCGAGCGGUGUUCUGGGUUUCGGACGGACAAUUUUACGCCACAGGUAUUUUGGAAAUCGUCGCCUCGCCCCCGUACCUGAACAUUACAACAAACACGGGUCUGCUGCUGGAGCAAGGAUCGUCGGCUCUGCUGCUCCCGAGCAACCUUUCGCUAGACACGAACCUAAACGUCAAGCCGUCAGAAGUUGUUUUCAUAGUGACAAGACCACCCUCUCUGGGGAAACUUCGUUUCGCGCAGAGUUCCGAUGAGUUCAUCGACAAGUUCACCCUACGCGAUAUUCAAGAAGGCAUCAUCGAGUACGUUCAUUUGUCGAGUAAUAAAAACGCCCACAACGAUGUUUUCGAUUUCGUGGCGGUCGCUCUGGGAGUCCGCAGGGAAGCCUCAUUCAGAAUCACGGUGUACCCCACAACUUUCUGGACCCCCAUGGAAGUGAGAGCAGGCGGAGGCAAUCAAACAUUGUUCCUGGACGUCGCAUCCAUAGCAACAGUCAGCCGGACAUUCUUGAACGUCGUCCACGAAACUAUCGAACCAGAGGACAUAAUUUUCACCGUGAUCAGGAAGCCUCAUUUGGGGAAACUGCAACUCGAAGGCAAAAUCGUUUCGACAUUCACUCAGGCUGACGUGAAUAAAGGGAAACUCAAAUACGCUCACGUGGCCCAGGCAGGACAGGACUCGUUUGUGGUCGAUGUCACGAACGGUUUCAGUCAGAUGACGGGAAUCGAAGUCCGUAUCGGAGUAGUUCUCCGGGAGAUCUCCCUCCGAACUCAAAAUCUCACCGUCGACGAGGGAUCGAAGGUGACUAUCACGGUGGAAUACCUCUCCUUGCCGGCUGAGACGGGCAGCCUUGACGUUAUCAGCGAAUAUCUCAUAAUUGAGCCCCCGAAGCAUGGUGCAAUCGUCUCAAAGAGCAAAGAUGUCGUGAAUAGCUUCCAGCCCAUCCAAGUACAAAAAGGCGAGAUCGAGUACGACCAUAACGGAGAUGAGAGUCUCGUGGAUUUUUUCACCGUUAUCGGCAGAGCCAGUGCCAUGGGCAAGGAGACGGCGCCGGCCACUAUUCAUGUCAAAGUACAACCAGUCAAUGACGAAGUACCUCAGAUGGUAGAGAACACGGGACUUGAGCUCUGGGAGGGCGAAUGGGCCAUCAUAUCGAGUGACCACCUGGCAGUGAUCGAUGAAGACACACCCCCGGAAGACCUGCGCUUCAUGCUGACCCAACCACCUUCCAAUGGGUUCGUGGCAGUCAACAACCAGAUGCAGCCUGUACUCAGCUUCACACAAGCAGAAAUCAAUCGGAACGUCAUUGUAUUCACACAUACAGGUGCGGAGGCCGGAGGCUUCAAAUUCCAAGUUGACGACGGAGUCAACACUCUCAGCGGUCAGGAAUUCGUCGUUCGAGCGAAGGAAAUAACGGUCGAGGUUUCCCGGAACGAGAAACUAAGGGUCGAACCUCGCGGUCAACAAAGCAUAACAACGGAUCAUCUGCAGGCUGUCAGCAGCCUUCCCCUCAGCGAAACGAACGCCCAAAUCAUCUAUACGUUGAACGAGCCACCGAAAUUCGGCAGAAUCGUCCGCGAGAAGCUCGACGGUACCCUUGAACCGAUACUGGAGUUUACUCAGGCCGAAAUCGACCAAACGCUCGUUCUCUACGAGAACACGGACACGACCAAAAACGAUUCUUUCACGUUCAGCGUCUCGACAAACAAGGGAAAGCUCAAUUUGAAAACGCAUAUAUUCACGAUAGAUGUAUCACCGAAAAGUAUCAUCGACUCCCCGGUAGUCGUGCAAGCCAAAGAAGGAGAUUUCGUAGCUCUGGAAAAUGAAGUCCUUGCCAUGGGGAUCGAACUACCGAAAGCCAACGUCACCGUGAUCCGUCAGCCGUCGCACGGUUGGAUUGGUCUAGACGGGCCGAAAGGAGUGCAGCCCACCGAAACGUUCACCGACGACGACAUAAACCAUCGUCGGGUGUGGUAUAAUCACGACGACAGCGAGACUUUCGAGGACAAAUUUGUCGUGUCGGUGCAAAAACUCGACAAACCCGGAGUGGAACCGUUGAAUAUAUCGAUUUUAGUGGAGAUCGCUCCCGUCAACGAUCAACCCCCGGUAUUGAAAACAGAGUCACCAUCAAUCGAGAUCGUCGAGGGUCAAUCGACAACGCUGACUCCUGAAAUGCUGUACACGGCAGAUGCCGAUAACAUAUCCUCUCAAAUCGUCUACAACCUCGAGUACACCGACCUGGUGACAUUUGUCAAGAACGACUCGAACCCGGUCUGGACGUUCACCCAACAGGACGUCGACGAGAUGAGAAUCUCGGUUUCGUGCAACAACACCGAAGCGAACGCCAUUUUCGAAAUAAAGUUCCAGGUCGACGACGGCAUGCACGACGCCCGGAAAGCUGUGCUGACCGUAACGGUCAGACCGCCGUCGGUGAGCAUGGCCAAGAACUCCGAGGUGAUUCUAACUCAGGGCUCGUUCUACCGAGAGAUAACGGCUUUCGAACUAGACGUCGAGACCGACAGUAAACGCGAAGAAUGUUGGUACGACGUCGUACAGCCGCCGGAGAACGGGCACGUGCAUACGUACGGGAACAACACAACGCUCUUCCGGCAGGAUGACAUCGACAUGGGCAACGUCCAGUACGUCCAAGUGAAUAACAUGUCGGCGACGGACGACUUUUUCAUUGUCGAUGUCCAUUGUCAGAGUUCAUCGCUCAAAGGCGUCAGAGUCAACGUGAGCGUAAUCGCUCUGGUGAACCAGGAGCGUCUGUUGGAGGUUCCUCUCAACAGUAGGGGAAUCAUUGGGAAGAGGCAUCUGGACGCAACGAAAAUCGCCACGAAACACCAGAGCAACCCCCGAUUCCACGUCACGAGGAAACCGUCGAACGGAAUCGUCGGCAAAGUCGGCGUGGGCCCUGUGGAUCAGUUCAGCCAUGAAGAUGUCCUAAAUUCGCUCGUCUAUUACCAAUCUCGGGGUGGCGACGCUCCUUCAGAGGACAGUUUCGAAUUCAAACUUUGUUCUCCUGGAGUGCAACCGGGCAAGGGUCAAUUGAUUAUCGUGAUCACUCGGCCCGUCGGUGCGUCCGAGCCGCCAUCGACAACGCCUAGGGACGUCAUCCCCACGAUCGAGGUCCCGAUCGCUUCGACGACAAGUGUUUCUCUGCUCGAACUCGACCGCGGCCAGAUGCAUCAGGUCAUUCUCUUGUUUUCGUUGGUCUUCAUCGCGGUGAUCGUUAUCACCGUCGCGUUCGCGAUCCUUUUGUGCCGGGUGAUUCGAAUGUCCAGCUCUUCCAGCUGCAAGAGUCAGGGUGGGGCCAGCAACAGCAGCACGUACGUGUCCAACAGCGGAUUUCUGGAACAAGACGAGGUCGAUAGAUUUAUUGCUCAAACAGCGCCCCCUCCCCCACCCCAGUGCAGGGUCACGCCCAUGCUGGAGCCCGUCAUUCUCGAUUAUACGUCGUCACUGCAAGAAAUGAGCCUGCAGGACUGCGCGAGCGGCAACGAGGAAACCGACUCCAAGGAGGGCGCGACCUCUUCCCCUAUCCCUGUCCUGCGUAAGAACCAGUAUUGGGUUUGA